GACAAUCGAUUUCGUGUCACAUUACGUCAUACUGGUGAUGGUAGUAAACUUUUUCAAGGUCUUCAAGGCAGUUUACACGUACAACACUGGAGAUUAUGUUUAAUUGGUGAACCAUCAAGUGGAUGUAAAUUUAUUUGUAAUUGGCGAUUAGAUCAUGUCGAGAAAGCUUAUACUAUGACUAUGCCUGCACAGAAUGCUAAUCAAUUUUUCACACCUAAUAAUACUACUAGCAAUAGUAGUAGUAGUAGUAUUAGUAAUAAUAAUAGUAGUAGUAGUACUAGUGGUAUUAGCAGUAGUAGUAACUAUACUACUACAAACAAUACUACAAUUGGUAUGAAUAAUUCUAUAUCAAUGAGUUCAUCAGUUACUAUAUCGUCGUCUUCGUCAUCUAAUCAUAGUCAUUCACAAGCAUUGGAUAUUCAUCAUCAUCGAACUUCUGGUUCCUUUGGUUCUGCAUCACGUAAUCCAACAAAUGUGUCACCAGCAACAAAUUCAAAUUCAACGCCUAACAAUACUAACAAGUAUUUAUUUUUUAUGGAAUGCAGUCCAGCCUCAGGAAAGGGUCGAGGCUCAUAUGUUUUCGAAAUCGACGGUAGCAGAUUAGUUGAGCUGACUAUAGCAAUUGAGCAAUUCACCGCUCUACGCUAUAAUUCUAAUCUAAAACCAGCAACAUCCGCAGAAGCUGCCCAACUGACCGUUGCAGCACAAUCCGCUUUAGGUACAAGUAGUUUCAAUGCAGUGGAUUGCUGUAAUAACAUUUUUCGUAGUAAUCCAGUAUGUGCACUACAACCCAACGGUUGUAUUGUCCAUGAUGAUGCUGCUAAUAAUAAUAAUAAUAUUGCCUCUUCAUUCUCCUCAGAUACAAGUAGUAAUCCACGAUCGAUAUCUCCGACUCAUCAUCAUCAUCACCAGCAGCAGCAACACCGAAAUCAACAGCAGCAGCAACAACAACAACAACAGUUACGGAAACGGCGUAGUCGUGAUAGUAUAUUUAAUCCAUUGAGAAAAAUCUCCUCUGGUCAUCAUAAUUUCAAUCUUUUCAAUAAAACAAGCGAUUAUCAAGCAUCAACUAUUGAUCGAAUUCCACCAAAUAAACAAGUUAUAGCACCACAAUUGAAUAGUCAAUCGUCUGUGCCUGUUAUGCAUUCUUCAUCCAAGUGUAGUUGGAGUCUACAAAGGACUUCAUCACUUUCUCCGCCCGAUAUGCUUACUAAUAAUGAUUUAGUCGGAGAUGCGUACAAUUCUAAUUCAUUAUCAAGACCAACUUCUACCACCACUACUACCAAUGAGAAUACUUUUAAAGGUGCUAGUAGUUGUAGUAUCAGUGCAGUACAGGCUGCUAUCUCAGCUAUUAAUAAUAUCCAGGAAGGCAACAACAGUCCAAUUGACCUUGCCAGUCUACUGACAAAAUCUCUACAAAAUCAUGAUGUUAGCAUACCGAAUCAUCAAGAUCAAUCUAUUGCUAUCAAUAAUCAUCAUCCAGUUACAUCAUCAUCUAUUUGUUCUCAUUCUCCAUUAUUUAUCGGCAGUAGUGCUGUACAUGGCGGUGUUGUUCAACAUCAUCAUCAUCACCAUCACCAGCAUUCUCAUCUCCCCCCGUCGUAUCGUUUGAAUGAUGAUACGCCUACUCUGUGUUCAUCAGCAUCAUUGACGGCGACAUCAACAACAACAUCUGGAUAUGAUUUAAUCGACAAUAUGUCGGAUACAAAUUAUUUCCUUCAUGAUAAUGUACAAGUGGCUAAAGUUGCAGCCGGUUUAAUUAUCUCUAAAAAACCACCUUAUUAUUACAAUAAUAAUACAAGUACUGCCAACAAUAAUGUUGUAUGCGCUUAUCCUACACGUACUACAUGUUGUUUAACAUCAAUUUGUGCAACAUCUUUUUGCAGUUCAAUUACUGGUCAUCGACAAGCACCACUUCUCCCUCCAUCCUCUUCAUCUCGUCCUCCUCUUCAUCAUCAUCAACACCCCCACCCCCAUCAUCAUCAACAACGUUUGAUUUUUGAGAAUAAUCAAUCAUCAUCAUCAUCAACUGGAUGUAAUACAACUGCAGUACUUCCAUCAGUGCCUAUACCAUCUAUUGGUACUGAUAUUAGUACGCAUAGUGGUAUACAGCAUUCUUCAUCUUUACAUUCAAAUGAAUGUAAUAGUAAUAGUAGUAAUAGUAAUAGUCGAUUACAGUUCAGACAACCAUCACGGGAACAACAACAAAAUCAUCACCAAAUCAGUUCAUCAAAUCCUAAUUCAACUAGUCAGUUAUCUGAUUCAUUGUAUACUUCAAGUUCAGAUUAUUCAAAUUAUGGUGGUCUUGUUAAUUCAUUAACUGAAUCAACAUUGGAUCAAGUUGACAGUCAGAGAGACUCUGGUGUUACUUCUCAACCUACUACUACGGCUGCUGCUGUUGCUCCUAGCAGCAGCAACAACAGUACUGUUAAUCCGGAAGUAUUUACAACCGAUGAAGAUUACUGGGAUUUACGUACUACUAGUAGUAGUGGCAGUAAUCAGUGGAAAUCUCAAUUAUAUUCAUCUAAAACAAGCCUCACUGGUGUUGAUGGCGAUUGUGCUGUAGCGAAAAAAUUGAAUUAUUAUUCAUCUGUAAUAACUGAUCUGCCUGCAACUACUACACUGGGAUCAUCACAUACUUGUAAAGAAUUAUUAUCUAAUGAUACCCGUGAACGACAAUAUAAAUUGGUGAUGAAUGUGAAUACAACGCAUAAUCCUUAUUCCUUUUAUUACUCAUCAUCUAUUGAACCAGGACAGUGUAUUUAUCGUCGUCGACUUCAACAAUAUCGUGUUUGUGUGUGUAAAUCUUUACUGCGUAGAUCAUUUUCAGCCAAUACAAAUCUUCAGUUAAUUGAUAUAUCGAAUAAGCUACAAAAUGAUGAAUAUCGUACAGACAGGAUAUUAAGAACGAUGCGUUCGUUGGACAGUUGUUGUGUAGCUACUACUACUACUGCUGCUACAUCAACGACGUCGACAACAGCAGCAACAACAACAACAAACGAUGAACACAACUUGAUUCAAAAUAUCUGCAACCAGUAUUCUAGAUGUUGUCGAACUACAGAAUCAUCCAACAGUAAUUCGAAUAUUUCAAUCAGUCCUCCGCCGCCACUGGCACCAUUAUUGUCUAGUGGCAAACUCCUUUGUGGUGGGGCAAGUGCAGGUGCAGGUCGUUUCCAGAGGAUCCACAGAUUAUUUCAACGUAAGCAUUCUCAAAGUCAUGAUAGUCUUCAGAGUAGAAAAAAUUCAAUGGAUGAUAGACCAGUGAUAUUCUAUGACUCAGAAUACUGUAUUACGACUGGUGGUGAUGGUGAUAAAUCAAGCUUUGAUAAACCUUUACACUCUGACAUGCUGCCAUGGGACGGAAUCGAUGAACUCAAACAAGAACAACAACAACAGCAACAAGAAAAACACCUCAAUACCAGUCACACUGAUAAUAAUAAUGACAAAAGUGUUGAACUUUCUUGUCGAGUUCUUAACUGCCCUCGACAUGGAAUCAGAAGACUUCAUUGGAGGAACAUUGAUCCUCAACAAAUUCUUUUGUUAACUAAUAGAAAAGCUGAAAAUCUUUCUCAAUUGAAAAAACUAAUGAAAUCCCGUGUCACUACUGCUACUGCUACAUCAAAUGAUUUUGUUGUUCAUCAUGAAAAACAUUCCACGCCUACAAUUCUUCCGUCAAACUCUCCAAAUACUGUUGUUGUCAAUAAUUGCACGACUGCAGCAGCAGCGGCGGCGGCGCACUACUCACCAGUAGUUUCUGGUCGUUGGAGAAAUAGGCGUACUCAUCAUCAUCAUUAUUUCACGAGGAAAAUAGAUUCGAAAGCUAAAGGUUUAUACUUACAUGAAAAUAAUAGUGAUAGUGAUCUGAUCACAUCACAAGCGGUAAGAACAAACAAUUGUCCGCAGUCGUCUAUCAGUAGCAGUGAAAUGAAAACACAUUCACUAUCACCAUUACGCAAGCAUUCCUCGACAUCUUCAGCAAUCAAUCAAUCCAAUGGUGGACAUUAUUAUUAUCAUUAUUAUUAUUAUCAUCAUCAUAAUGCUGUAUCAUCACCAAGUGAAAGAAGCCAAUCCUUGAUAUCGGUUAAUUCAUUACCAUGCUCUGAACCAUCUUUAUCUAAAAUCGAUAAUCACAAUAGUAAUAUUAUUAUGCAUUCAUUACUACAUAUGAAUUAUACAGAUUCAAUGGAACAACUACUACUACUCCAACUGCCGCCUCCAUCAUCAUCAUCAUCGAUUCAUAGGUAUGAUUCAUCUGUGUUGUUAUUAAAGCCUACCACUACUACUACUACUAAUACUAGUACUACUACCAACCAACAAGUAGUAAAUUCAUCAGAGUUAAUCAAUACUACUGAUGAUGAUAAUGGUGGAGAAAGCGAUAAAGUCUGUUCAAAAUCAUCUUGCUCAAAUUGUACGAUGAUGCAGAAAACAGACUCUACCGAUCGACAAUUCGAUAUUCCAAAGUUUAAUCGGUCUGUUAGUAGUAGUAGCAGUGUUAAGCCUUUCGCCUUGCCGUCGUCCACCGCCUCCUGCUCCUCCUCCGACACUACACUACGAGCUAGUACACUACCGACAACACGAAUUCUACGUGAUGAACAGUCAAUUAACAGCCUACAACUCACUACUCCUUAUAAUCAUCAACAACAACAUGCCUAUGUGAAUUCAAGGAUGAAUGUUGUUGAUAAUCCAGAAUCUACUCAUUAUCAUCAUCAAAAAUCAAAUCGAUUACAAUCAUCUGUCAGUAAUCUUGAUCGUCUCUUGCCUGCACUACUACUUCAACGUACUUCUACUCGUCAAAAUCCUAUACCAUCCAGUGUGCAUGACAGUGCUGGUGUUGUUGUCGUUAGUGGUUCUGAUAACUCUAUGCCUCGAAAAUUCUCCUAUCAAUCAUCAGAAGUUGAUUCAUCUCCUCGAAUUGUGAUAAACAAUAACAACAGUAAUGCUAACACUGUUAGUAAGAAAGGAAGAAGAAGAAAAUCAAACGAAGAAGUCAAUGAUAAAACAACAGCACUCCAAGUUGAUGAGCAGUUGUCAUUUGAUAUUCAUACUUAUAAUAAUUUGAUUCGACUACAAGAAUAUCCAAAUGAUGACAGUACCGCAUUACACGGUUUAAAGUCUAUUCCGACAUCGUUAUCUUCUUCUGGAUAUGAUCCGACAACAUCCCAAUUUUUACACUUAACAAUUCAUGAAGAAAAUGAUACUAGUUGUCAAAGUCAACCAUCCUCCUCCUCCCCCUGCUCCUCAGCAUCAUCAUCAUCAACGACUAGUUAUGUCAAUUUCCCUGGAUUUUGGUCCAAUAUCCAUUCGACUACAAGUUCAUCUGGUAUUGCUGUGGCUGCUUCGGCUUCUGCUUCUCCUUCUAUUGUUGCUACUACAUCAUCAAUGGAGAAUCGUUUAUAUGCUAAUUUAAUCCCCAAGACAAAUCAAAAAUAUACAAAACAUUCUUAUAAUAAUAAUAAUAACAGUAAAGGCACAUUAUUAAGUCAAUUACCAAUGAAUAACGCUCACUGUGAUACUAUUACUACUAGUAACUGUGCUGGCCAAUCAUCAUUGUACACUACUGGAGAUAAUAUACUUCAUUCAACAGAUAGUCAUUAUUUGCCACAGACUACUACUACUACUAUAAAUCUACUGAGUAAAUCGAAUUCAUCUGGUCCUCCUCCUACUACUACUAUUAUUUCAUUAGGUGGUGGUGGUAAUCUUAUGCCAUCUUCAACAUCUCAGUGUUGUUGUUCACCAAUGGGAGGAGUUCAUCUACAUCCAGCACAAGCACCACCACCCCCACUGCCAUCAGUAGUAAAUAUGCCUACAGAAACGGAUUAUUCCUGUUUACCCGCUGAGGUUCGUGAUCCUAGUCGUAAUUAUGCAAUGGUUGAUUUACGACCGAGUCCAGCAAGUUCAACUCUUCCACCAACUGAAUUAACAUUGAGCCUGAAUCAUCAACAUCAUAAUACCAAUGAGCAGCAUACAAGUCAAUCAUCCUCCUCUUCAAUUGAUGACAGUAUAUGCAGUAAUAGUGGUGUCAGUUUAACACAUAAUAGUAAUAGUAGUAAUAACAAUAAUAGCACUAGUACUACUGGUAGUGAUUGUACUAGUGAUGCAGCCACUUUAACCUCGGAUACUAUUGAAAAUUAUUCAACAGUCUGUUGUAAUCCACCGCAUGAAUCAUCAUCAUUAUCAUACAGUAAUAAUAGUAAUAAUAAUAGUAAGGCAAUGAAUACUAGCAAAGUAAAGUCUAAAAACUCUUCUAUGGAUACAGAUUCAUGUGAUCAUUUUCUGCUGAAUACAAUGAAAUCACGUCGAAGGCAUAGUCAUAGUCUAUCAUCAUCAUUAUCAUCAACAGCGAUGAUGACAACAACAACAGAUCCACCAAUAUUAAAUUAUGUUCACGUGAUUGCUGCAUCCAAUACCCGCUUUACUUCAACUGAAACAGCACGAUCAUCUGAUCCUGGUUCAGUAUCUGAUCGUCAUCAUAUUGGUGGUGGUGGUGGUAUAAUCACUGAGCUUGGUAAUUCACCAAGUUCUAGUAGUGGAUUAGGCGGUGUCACAUCACAAUCGAAUGCAUCUUCAUUAGCUGCACCAGCUUCGUCAACUUCAUUCGGUGAUAUCUUUUCGUGUAGAUCAAUGACAUCCUCGGGUACAUCGUCUGUUGAAGGUAAUAAUAAUAUUCAUAUUAAUAGUAACAAUCCAGAGAUGAUGAUGAUGAUGCCGACAGAAUUGUCAAGUUGUUCCCCACCAGAUGAUAAUUGUGUCAUUUAUACACAGAUCGAUUUUACACGGACAAUGGCAUUAGGUGAAUUAUCUAAUGAUAUAAUGGCACAAGAGAAUCAAAUUGCCAAUAAUACCAAUAUCAAUAAUAAUAACAGUAAUAAUAGACUAUCUUCAUCAAUGAUUGCUUCACGUGGCAAUACUACUACUACUACUACUGCUAAUACGAGUAGUACUGGUACAACAUCGUCUUCUUCAUCACGAAAUAAAAUCGAUCGUACUACUUCAGUUAAAAAGACUUUGUAUCGAUCGAUCCGUUUGAUUGGUGGUCGAGGAUCACGUAAAAAAGUCGGCUAAUGAUGAUUACUAAUAUUAAUAUUGUUAUUAUUAUUACUACUACUAAUAUUAUCAUAAGUUUUCCCACCCUUACUGCAUUUCAUAAAUUACUCUCUGACUGUGAAUAUAAUUGUAUAUUUUACCACGUUUAUUUAAUUUUUAUUUAAUUUAAUUGAUUUAUUUAUUUGUUUUCAUUUGAUGAAUAAUGCUCAGUGAUGCUUCACCAUAAUGCUAUAAUAAUAAUAAUAACGAUGAUGAUGACGAUAGCUCACUGGCAACUUUUUCUUUCUGUGCAAUUCGUGUUUUACACUCACACUCACCAUCCCCCACCCCACCCUACCCCCUUCCUCCAAUUUUCUUUCUUUUUAUGAAACUUUAAUGACUAGAUAAUAACUGAGGAUGAUGACGAUGAUGAUUAUUAUUCAAAAAACGCGGAUACCUCUUGAUUUUUAUUGUAAUUUUGACAUUUUGUUCUUCUUCCUUCCUUCGUUCCUUCCUUACUCUGGUUUGAUUUUCCUUCGUGUGUACAGCUGGAGGAAAAAGUGUUUAUAACACACCUACAAAUGAUUAUAAACUACCAGUAACUACUACUCCUACUCCUACUGUUAGCCGCCUAUAAUAAGAAGAAUUGAGUUACACUUCUCUCCCCGCCCCCUAUUUCAUUUACUUUAUUCUUCUUGUAUACAGUUUAAUGUUGGAUGUGUGUUUCCAAGGCGGUUUGGAGGGGGGUGGCGGCCGGCUCUGUUAUAUUGAUAGCUAAAUUCCUUAUCUAUGUACUUGUAUGUGUGUGUGUGUGUGCGUGUAUACAUGUCAAAAAAUCAAAUCUUUCUUUCACAUACACAGUUUAUAAUUUUUUGAUUCUUUUGUUACUUAUAUGCGCAUGUAUGAUGCCAUCACAGAAUCGAUUUUCUUAUUAUUAUUAUUAUUAUUUAUAUUAUUAUUAUAUUAUUUGUUUAUUGUUUAAAUAAUGGCGCCAUGUGUUGUUAUGGUAGUAGUAGUAGUUGUUGUUGGAAUGCUUCUAGCCCCUAACUUGAAUGAAUACCUUUCAAAAUCCUAUUUAUUACAUUCAGACCACACAGACACACACACACACACACUCCCCUCCCUCCUAUGUAUGCAAUGUUAGUUGGAGAAGUUUUGAAGCCCUUUUCUCCGCCCCCCCCCCUGCUAUAUACAUACAUGUGGUGAAGAUGUGUUUGUAUGUGAUAUCCAAUGCUUUUCACUCGCAUCUUAUUUUCUUUUCGCGUGUGUACGCGCAUACUUUUGAUUUGUAAAUUAUUUAUUUCCUUAUCUUACCAACCCCCCCCACACACACCCCAUCACCUUUUUAACUGAUCAAUGAAAAAGUUCUUUAAAAGUUGUGUGCACACACUCGUCAUUACUCCCAUCACUUACUAUCACUAUCCAGCUGGGUAUUUAAAAGAGUUGUGACGUCUUUUUUUCCACUCUUUUUUUUGUUUUUCUAAAAAAUGUUUUUUACCUCAGAUACAGACACAUACAAAGAUGGAGAGGGAGAGAGAUAUGCUUUUGAUUAUUUUUGACUUUCUUCUCUUCUUUGUUACUCUAUUCUAUAUUUAAAUAAAAAGACAAACAUCCUCCUUUACAUGGGGAUUUUUUAUUAACGAAAAGUGUACUUACUUCUUCUUAUUGUUUACUGAAAUUGUUUUUUUUUCUUGUUGUUAUUGUUGGUGAAAAACAAAAUCUGUUCUUCGUAUGAUUCAUAUCGUCUGUUGUCGUGGGGUGGGGUGUGUUGCGGAGUGCGCAUGUCUCGCUACGCAAUGUGGCAGGUAGAGGUGCAUACGAGCACGGGAAUCAUAUAUUUGAAAAUAAUUUUUUAACCGACAUAUUGUUUUUUUUAACUCGCUUCUGUAAUUCUUCUUCCUUUUUUUUGUCUGUGUUAUAAUCACCCUGGAAACUUCGCCUCCCCUGGCCCUUGGCUGUAGACCUCACCUCCAUCCCACCUCCUGGUAUCUCAAAUGUUAUGAUGUAACUAACUAUUUUACAUCAUGCGAGUGCUUUUUUUUAAAAAAUUUCUUUUUUAUGAUUUCUACUUUAUGGGGUUGAUCGCAGUCGUCGGUGGUGGUCACUUCAUUUCUUGAUAAUUCCUUCCGUUGUGGAGAUAGGCGCGUAAAUAGAUUCCCUGUCUCUCCCUCUCCAUUGACUUCACCGCGAAUGUUUAUAUUUCCCUUAUUGUCGGAAUGAGAAACAAUAUACACAAUAGUGUUAAUGAUAUAGUCCUUUGUUAUCCUAGACCUUAUUUGAUUUCCUCUUUUCUGUCGGCGCGUACGUACGUGCGUGCGUGUGUUUUUGAGAACACCAGAUACAUUUCCCUCCCUCCGUCGUAUUCUUUUUACAAGGCUUUAUUUAGAUGCAGAGAUGCCACUUGUAUAAAUCAAUACACUUAACUAACAACUAAAUUGUUGAACCCACUUAUUCAGUUUCACUUGUAAUUAUUUUAUUUCAUUUGGUUCUCCUGUUAUCUUUUUAAUGUUUAUUAAUUAUCAACCUUUGUUGUCUCCCCUAUCACUUGCCCUUUUUCUUUCUUCGACUUUUUAAGAUUUACAAAAUUCUCUAUAUUUCUUGUGCCUGUAUUCUCUCUCAUUCACCAUUUAUCCUUUGUAAUGUGUGUAUUCACAACAGUUAGCUAACUAACUAACUGUUGAAGACGACUGUUUGUUCCGUUUGUUGACAGUGCUAGGCCAUAAUUCUUCUUCGUUUGUCCACCCCACUCCCACCCUCCUGUCCAUUAUUAGUAAUGUAUGCGGUGUUGUAUAAUAAGGAUGAGUAAAUUCUAAUCUACCUCUUUCUCUUGUCCAUCCUUUUGCCUAUCUCUCUCUCUCCUAUCCACCAUAUUCGUCAUCGUUCUUUUCUUCCUUCCUUUAUUCUAUUGUCAUCUAUUUGUAUUUGUCAUUGCAUUCUAUUGUGUGUAUAGUGAUAUCUCCAGCCUUCACAGAACACUUGAUCUGAUCUGAUCUCAUUUUAUCAUUUAUGAUUAUCAUUGUUGCUGUCUUGAUUUUUAUUUUGAUAACUGAUAAUAUAAUAAUGAUAUUAAUAGUAAUCUGAGCUCCUCUUGCUCCCCCCCUCGCCCCAACCAAUAUCCUUCGUUUAACCAACCCCUGCUGCUGGCGGUGAUGGCAGGGCGAUUAAUAAUGAUAAUAAUUACUAGUACUCAUAUUUUAAUACUAAGGAUAAACGACUACCAAUCCUCUAUGUUCCGAUCUGACUAUGAUGGACAAAUACAGUAUAAUAUAAUAUCACACAUAUGUGUAUCUUUUUCCCGUCUUGGUUGUUAUUUUAACAGUUUCACUUUGCUUUUAUUUGUUUUCUUUUUAAAAAAAAUUUUCCUCCCGUUGAUUGAUUAUUUGAUUGAUUGACCCCCCUUUGUCCCCACCACCCCGUCCUGUGUACGUCGAUCUCAUUUUUAUUUGUCUACUUUUCUCCUGUUCAAAUUUUAUUUUUAUACUUAAAUGAUGAGCAUAUGUAUUAAUAAUAUAUGUAUGAAUGGCUAUGUGUAUUAUUACUUAUUACUAUUAUUAUUAUUAUUAUGAUUAAUUAUUAUUACUUUUAUUCAUGUACAUUUUAUUUACUUAUUUAUUUUACCUAUGUAGGUAUGUAUGUGUGUGUAUGUAAUAUUGUGUAUAUUUCAGUUUGUGUGUGUGUGAGUGCGCGUAUAUGGGUACGCGCUCGCUCGCGUGCGUGCGUGCGUCCGUAUGUGUAUGUUCAUCAUUUUAUUUUAUUUUUAUCAUUUUUUUCUAAAGAAAACCUGCUUUGCGUUUAACUUUUAGAAUACAAUUUACCUACUUAUACUUAUAUAUAUAUAUAUACUUGAUAUAAAAAUAAAAUGAAAAAAAGUUGAAAAUAAUUCAUACCAUACAAAAAAUAAUGAUAUUUUGUUUUCUGUUUUAAUGCUCAUGUUUGUGUGUUUCAACGUGUCAUUCAUUCAUUCAGUUUUUGGCGCCCAACAACGAUGAAUGCUGAUGACACACACUGCAUCAGUUAGAAGAAAAGUACAUAUUUGAAUAUUGGGGAAGAGGUUGCUAUUCACAACAGACUGUGUUUGUGCUCAUUC
Trichobilharzia szidati is the source of this 11110-nucleotide messenger RNA. NCBI's taxonomy places the organism in Eukaryota, Metazoa, Platyhelminthes, Trematoda, Strigeidida, Schistosomatidae. The record is from the annotation of a GenBank genome assembly.